UUACGAAUCAAUUAUCUUCACAGAAUGAUUGAUUCUAAAAUUAAAAAAAUAUUUUUAUUCAACAAAUUGUUUCCCUUUUCCCGUAACAGACGCUUUGUACACUAAUUCACAAUGAAUAAUAGGGAGGAGAACUAAGGAUACAUUUUUAAAAAAUUGUCGAUUUUACUUCAGCCUCUCUGAAUUUUCAUACAUGGACCUUGCGUUGAUAAGGCAGAGAUGCAAUAUUCUUCCUUGCUCAUGCUCCUCAUGUCGCUCCUUAUGCCCCUCAUGGCCAUCAUGCCUCAUGCAGCGUUUUAUCUAAUUCCGUACAUAACCUCAUCUCUGAUAUUGAAAACAUCGUGCUGGAUGCAAUACUCAUUAUAACAGAUUGACGAUUCCAAUUUCUAAUUCUAUACUCAUUUCUGCGAUACCACCUGAAUUAAAUGGAAGGUAAAGACAUCUCAAACAUAAUUAAGGAGGGCCAAGCGGAAAUUCUGGUACUGGAGAAAAACGUAUUCUACAAUCCUGUACAGGAGUUCAACAGAGAUCUCAGCGUCGCAGUUUUAAGUCUGUAUUCGAAGGAAAAACAUGAAAUUCCAAACACCCCCAAAGAAGAAACGCUGAUAGAUCUCCCUGCUGAAACAGGAUUGAAACAUGAGCAUCAAACCUUCCCUCAGAAUGGAAUCACAAUUUUAGAAGCUCUUUCGGCCACCGGUCUUCGCAGUAUUAGAUAUGCUAAGGAAGUACCAUACAUUCGUCAAAUAAUAGCAAACGAUAUAUCUGCAAAAGCAGUCGAGAGCAUAAAAAAAAAUAUCGAUCACAACAAAGUUGAAGACCUGAUAACACCAAGCCAUGAAGAUGCCACAAUGGUCAUGUACCAGCAUCGAAAGAAACGAUUUGAUGCAGUGGACCUGGAUCCUUAUGGUUGCCCAUCGAUAUUCCUCGAUGGAGCUGUCCAGUGUCUUGCCAAUGGAGGCCUGCUGCUGGUCACAGCAACUGACAUGGCAGUUUUAGCUGGAAAUUCGCCAGAGACGUGUUUUGUUAAAUAUGGAGCAGUUUCUCUAAAAUCUAAAGCUUGCCAUGAAAUUGCCUUGAGAAUUCUUUUACAACACAUAGCAGCUCAUGCAGGACGUUAUGGACGUUACAUUGUACCAUUACUCUCUGUGAGCGUAGACUUUUACAUUCGAGUAUUCGUUCGAAUUUAUACUGGGCAAAUAAAGUGUAAGGAGAAUACUAGCAAUUUAGGAAUGAUUUAUCAGUGUACUGGUUGCGAGACAAUGACAAUUCAUCCCCUGGGAAUGAAGAAAUUGAACGCCGGAUGUAAAUUACCCGUGGGACCACCAGUUGAUCAAUUGUGCAAAUUCUGCCGAUAUAAGCAUCAUAUGGGCGGGCCCAUCUGGUUGGGACCUCUACAUGAUCAAGCAUUCGUAAAACAAUUAUUAGAUAGUAUAGAGACACUCGAACUUGCAACAUCGAAACGUUUGAUUGGAGUUCUCAGUGUCAUUGGAGAGGAAUUGGAUACUCCCCUAUAUUAUGUUCUCGAUCGAUUGAUGUCCAUAGUAAGAUGUGAUACACCAUCAAUGGUAAAAUUCAGAUCAGGGUUACUAAAUGCAGGUUACAAUGUCUCCUUUUCUCAUGCCAAUAAAUUAUCGAUAAAGACAAAUGCACCGGCUGAAAUAGUUUGGAACGUAGUCAAGGCAUGGGAAAAAAUGCAUCCCGCAAAGCGAGAAAAGUUGGGAAAGGAAAGUCCAGCAUUAGCAAUUUUAACCGCUCAACCCACAAUUGAAAUUUCUUUCGACUUACAUCCUGCAGCAAAUCCUGAAUCCAGAAAACUGCACAUGCAAAGGUUUCAAGUUAACCCUACUGCUAAUUGGGGUCCAGGUGCUAGAUCCACAACUAUAGUCGACCCUCGUGAAAAAACAUCGAAACGUCAAAGAAAUCAGAAUAAACAUAAGAAAAAACACCAACAUAUAUCGCCAUCUGAUUCUCCACCCCCAAAGCAACAAAAAUCAAAUGUAUGACUUUCUAUUACACAUGGAUAUAUAUUUGUACAAUAUGAGAUAAAAGAACCUAAUGCUUGA
Fopius arisanus is the source of this 2060-nucleotide messenger RNA. RefSeq names its product tRNA methyltransferase 1 (gene Trm1). Gene Ontology annotation, molecular function: RNA binding; tRNA (guanine(10)-N2)-methyltransferase activity. The transcript has 7 exons. The coding region runs from base 423 to 2000 and encodes 525 amino acids. Gene Ontology annotation, biological process: tRNA N2-guanine methylation. The record is from RefSeq and is a predicted model, not a curated record. NCBI's taxonomy places the organism in Eukaryota, Metazoa, Arthropoda, Insecta, Hymenoptera, Braconidae. Gene Ontology annotation, cellular component: nucleus.